This is a messenger RNA of Trematomus bernacchii (emerald rockcod), 3799 nucleotides long. RefSeq names its product glutamate receptor interacting protein 2b (gene grip2b). Gene Ontology annotation, molecular function: protein binding. Gene Ontology annotation, biological process: neurotransmitter receptor transport, endosome to postsynaptic membrane. Bases 1 to 3555 code for a protein of 1184 amino acids. The record is from RefSeq and is a predicted model, not a curated record. The transcript is spliced from 25 exons. Lineage: Eukaryota; Metazoa; Chordata; Actinopteri; Perciformes; Nototheniidae.
AUGGACAAAGUGGAGCGAGUUAUGAAGAUGGUGAAGAGGAUGUCGCCCAGGAAGAAAAGGAGAGAAGGAGGGAAAACCGGGGGACCGGGAGAUCUGGAGAGCCCGGAUACUUUGUGUGACGAACUCUGCCGCUUCAGCCUCUGCAUCAGUGAUGACGGACCAUAUGGAAAAACGAAAGAUAUCUCCGGACCAGAACAGACCAUGGCCUCCAGAAGACACAGUAUACCAGAAGCUCUGCGGGGGGUGACUAUGGUGGAGCUGGUGAAGAAGGAAGGCAGCACGCUGGGCCUCACCAUCUCCGGAGGAACAGACAAGGAUGGGAAACCCCGGGUGUCGAACCUGCGGCCUGGAGGGCUGGCAGCCAGGAGUGACCAGCUCAAUGUGGGUGACUACAUAAAGUCUGUGAAUGGCAUCAAUCUGACCAAACUGCGGCACGAAGAGAUCAUCAGUUUACUGAAGAACGUCGGGGAGAGAGUCCUGCUGGAGGUGGAGUACGAACUGCCCCCUACAGCUCCAGACAGCACCUCAGGGGUUAUAUCAAAGACAAUCGACAUCUGUUUGCACAAGGAGGGGAACAGCUUUGGAUUCGUGAUGAGAGGUGGUUCACAUGAAGACUGGCACAAGUCGCGCCCCCUAGUGGUCACCUACAUCAGGCCAGGAGGGCCUGCAGACAGGGAGGGAACUCUGCGCCCCGGGGAUCGUCUCCUCAGUGUGGACGGCGUCCCGCUGCACAACGCCAACCACUGCGACGCCCUUAGCGUGUUGGCUCAGUGUGGCCAGGAAGCCCUGUUCCAGAUAGAGUAUGACAUCACCAUCAUGGACACAGUAACGAAUGCCUCCGGGCCGCUGUUGGUGGAAAUAGUGAAGUCGCCGGGAGCAACGCUGGGCAUCACGCUGACAUCGGCCAAUCAUCGGAACAAGCAGGUCAUCGUCAUCGACCGGGUUAAACCUGGCAGCGUGGUGGACAGAUGUGGAGCGUUGCAUGCUGGGGAUCAUCUGCUCUCCAUAGACGGGACGUUGACAGAACACUGUACGGUCCUGGAGGCAACACAGCUCAUAGCAAGCACAUCAGAACUGGUGAAACUGGAAAUCCUCCCCUCCUAUCAAACAAGACUGAAUGGGAAACAGCACGACACAGUGAAGGUUCAGAAGUCGGACCACCCCCACUCCUGGGACCCCUGUGUGAACUUCGGUCAUACUUUAAACUCCAGUCUCUGCAACACAAGUGCUACCCUCAACAAGUCGUGGACCGCCUCGAAUAAUAACACCAUCAACAGCCUCGACUACUGCAAGUCUCUAGUAUCAGCCAGUUUCUCUCCCGGCUCUACGACAACAUCGGGCCCCAGUAGCCAGAGCUCCAGCACCCUGCCAAGGCCUACAGUUCCCAUGAGUCCACGUAACUCGCUGCUUAAACGACGGCAGAGAAAGAAAGAGCACAAAAGCUCCUUGUCCCUGGCGUCCAGUUCAGUGGGUCCCGGUGGUCAGGUGGUUCAUGUGGAGACCAGUGAGGUUGUCCUAACAGGCGACCCACUCAACGGCUUCGGUGUCCAGCUGCAGGGAGGAAUAUUUGCCACCGAAACGCUUUCUGCACCCCCACUCAUCCGAUUCAUAGAGCCCGACAGCUCUGCAGAGAGGUGUGGCCUGCUGCAGGUUGGAGACCGCCUCCUGUCAAUUAACGGGAUCCCCACAGAGGACGGAACACUAGAAGAGGCCAAUCAGCUUCUCCGAGACGCGGCACUGACCAAUAAGGUCUCCUUGGAUAUUGAGUUCGAUGUAGCAGAGUCGGUGGUGCCUAGCAGUGGUACAUUCCACGUCAAACUGCCGAAGAAAAGAGGAGUGGAGCUGGGGCUCACCAUCAGUGUCAGUAAGAAGCAAGGAGAGCCCCUCAUCAUCUCUGACAUCAAGAAGGGCAGCAUGGCCCACAGAACGGGGACCCUGGAGCCUGGGGACAAGCUGCUGGCCAUCGACAACAUCCGGCUGGAGAACUGCUCCAAAGACGAGGCGGAGCAGAUCCUGCAGCAGUGUGAGGAGCUGGUCAAACUGAAGAUACGCAAGGACGAAGACAACUCAGAUGAGCAGGAGACCUCGGGCAGCAUCAUCUACACAGUGGAGCUGAAGAGGUACGGGGGCCCUCUGGGCAUCACCAUCUCAGGCACCGAGGAGCCCUUCGACCCCAUCACUAUAUCCGGCCUGACCAAGAGAGGCCUGGCCGAGAGGACAGGGGCUAUUCAUGUAGGGGACCGGAUCCUGGCGAUCAACAGCAUCAGUCUGAAAGGGAAGCCCCUGAGUGAGGCCAUCCACCUGCUGCAGAUGGCUGGGGAGACCGUAACUCUCAAGAUCAAAAAACAACUGGACAAUAUAGAGGAUAGGAAGGCAGCAGAGGCAGAGGACACAACGGAAAACGAGAUCAGUGACACUGAGGAGGAUGAUUUGACGGACAGCCAACAGACCAAUAAGCUCUCAGAGCUUUACUCCACAACCAUACCCAGCGUGGACUCUGCCAUGGAGUCAUGGGACGGCUCAGGGAUGGACGCUGGAUAUGGCAGCCAGGGUACAUACAACCACCAGGCCGCUGGUAUUGCCCUCCACCCCCACGAGUGGCGUAGCGCCAAGCAGCAGCGCAGCACCACACCUCCACCCGGACGCCGGAAGAACUACCCGUUCAGUGACGGAGGCUUCAGUGAGGAUGACUGGGACAAACCACCAGGAUUUAUCGGCCAACAACCAGAUGGUAUAAUGUUGGAUCCAGAUGACAGUUUCUGGUGUCAGGCGCUUGAGGAUCUGGAGACGUGCGGCCAAUCAGAACUGCUCCGAGAGAUUGAGGCGUCAAUAAUGACAGGAACAGCCAUCAGUCUGGGUGUAGAAGGUGCUAACAAGCCUCAAGCUGAGCCCAUACUGACCCACAGCAGGAUGAGCCCGCUGCGGAGAAAUUCCCUCCUGCACCAGGGAAACCUGUUCCACCAGGGGACACACCUGCACGAGCAUGCUCACCUGCAUGAGGAGGCCCAACUCCACCAAGACGCCCACCUGCUCCAGGAGGCCCAUUUCAACCAUGAGGCCCACCUGCAGCAUGAGGCCCACCUGCACCAGGGGGCCUACAUCCACCAAGAUAACCAAUCCCUCCUGCACCAUGAUUCCAAGCCUAAAGCCUCCCUGAGAGUGUCAGAGAGGACGUGGGAGUCUCGUCGGAUCAAAGAGGAGAUGCAGGGCAUUCUGUCCCCAACGCCUCUGGAGCUGCACAAAGUAACUGUGAUAAAGGAUCCAGAGAUCGACGACUUUGGCUUCAGCGUGUCCGACGGCUUCUUGGAGAAAGGAGUUUAUGUCAACAUGAUCAGACCUGACGGGCCAGCUGACCGAGCGGGCCUCCGACCCUACGACAGGAUCCUGCAGGUGAACCACGUGAGGACCAGGGACUUUGACUGCUGCCUGGCGGUGCCCCUGAUCACAGAGGCCGGGGACAGACUGGAGCUGGUCAUCAGUCGUAACCCACUGGCCAAUGACGACGACGACGCAGAGGACAAUAACAACACGUUUGACCAUCAUCUAGACCUGUAACACACAAACACACACAGCAAAGACAGUCAGAUAGAUCUCUCCACAUACUGUACAUGCACAUGCACAUACUCUGCCACACCGGCAGGGGAUGUACAAUAACUGGUGAUUAAGUUGCAACUGAAACUGGCCCAAACCCACACCACACUCCACCGGCUUGCAAUAGUUCUACUGAAACACAGAGACUCCUUCAGGAACAAACACACACUGUGAAUUGCAUGCUCACACAACCACCCCUUCCCAUUCA